Messenger RNA from Salvelinus namaycush (lake trout), 1585 nucleotides. RefSeq names its product cerebellin 2b precursor (gene cbln2b). The coding region runs from base 73 to 684 and encodes 203 amino acids. Gene Ontology annotation, molecular function: protein binding. The record is from RefSeq and is a predicted model, not a curated record. The transcript is spliced from 3 exons. Lineage: Eukaryota; Metazoa; Chordata; Actinopteri; Salmoniformes; Salmonidae.
UCCUAUCAAACCUCCAAGGAGCUGCCGGCCAGGAUCAGUGUUUACAGGAAGGAUCAGAGUUCCGACCAGAACAUGGUGGUACCAGCCCGCUGCCCGGGCCCCUGUGCCAUGCUGGCGCUCAGCCUUCUCAUGGGAUACGGCGUGGUGCGCUGCAUCGCCGGCCAGAAUGACACGGAACCCAUCGUACUGGAGGGGAAGUGUCUGGUGGUCUGCGACUCCAACCCGUCCUCGGACGGCGGGGUGACUUCAUCGCUCGGGAUAUCCGUCCGGUCGGCCGGCGCCAAGGUAGCUUUCUCCGCGGUGCGCGGGACGAAUCACGAGCCCUCCGACAUGAGCAACACGUCAAUGACCAUCUACUUUGACCAGGCUUUAGUGAACAUCGGCAACCAUUUCGAUCUGAAAGCGAGUGUCUUCCAGGCGCCAAGGAGGGGAAUAUACAGCUUCGGUUUUCAUGUGGUCAAGGUCUACAACAGACAGACCAUACAGGUCAACCUGAUGCAGAACGACUACCCGAUCAUAUCAGCUUUCGCCGGUGACCAGGACGUCACUCGGGAGGCGGCAAGCAACGGCGUUCUUCUGCAGUUGGAGCGCGAGGACCGAGUGUAUCUGAAGCUGGAACGGGGCACGCUCAUGGGUGGAUGGAAAUAUUCCACGUUCUCAGGCUUCCUAGUCUUUCCACUAUAAUUUAAUAUGUGAUCACGGAAAUCGCAAACGUGACUCCUCCAUGGUUGAGGAACGAUAAAAAAAACAUUUGCUAUUUUAUUUGAAGUGAACUGUCAGAGGAAGAAGACAGAUUCGUAUGUGUACACACUACACACUUUACAGUAUCUAUUUCAUUCAAACAUUAACGUUUCCAUGGAGUUCGUACAUCCAAAUCCAUCGACUAAAACCCUAUCUGGAAGGAUACUCGAAUCGAUCUACCCGUGAUGUAUAGGCCUACCACUUGUCGAUUAUUUGGAUUUUAUCGCUUGGGAGUCAUCUAACUUUUGUCAACAGACUGUCAAGUCAGUCUACCUCUGUGUACCCUGACUGCUGAACAGAUGAGAAUAAUAUUGUAUGAAUCGAAAAGCUUAAAACUUCCCGAACUAACGUGUAUUUACCAAUGCUCUCUCUAUUUUGUGUUUGUGUAGCCUUAAAUAAUAAUGUUUCCGUCAAGUGAGGUGUAUGGAAUUCUUAUGGACGUCCAGGAGAAGAAGAGCGCUUUCACGUCGAAGGCUUUUUUGUUGUUGCAGGAAUGGAAUAAUGUUUUUGUUUUGUGCUUUUCAUGGUGUUCCGUUUGGAUGCUGAACAUAUUGAAAAGAAGGCAAAUAUAGGCUGCCUAACUAUCCAGAGAUGAUAUAAAAGAUUUUUAAAAAAGCGACAUAUUUCAGCCAAUGGAGACAUCUAUAGAAACUCUUUUACAAAAAAAUAUUUAUCUAAUUUAUAAAGUACAUAUUCACAUUAUGGUGUGUUCUACAUUUCGGAUCUGCGUAGCUUUAACUGAUAUUGUGUCCAGUGACGUUGCUCACAAAUGUACAUUGUGAAAAUAACAACAGAAAAAUCCCAAUUAUAUGAUGUCCCGCCUAAUAAAUAAUAUUGCAUUGUA